Molecule: messenger RNA, 1896 nt
Organism: Brenthis ino (lesser marbled fritillary)
Lineage: Eukaryota; Metazoa; Arthropoda; Insecta; Lepidoptera; Nymphalidae
Source: the annotation of a GenBank genome assembly
AUGUCUUUCAUAAAUGAACCAGUGUUGAAUAUAAUAGUUGUAGGCUUCCACCAUAAGAAAGGUUGUCAGGUGGAACAUUGUUACCCUGAGCUAGUGCCAGGUCGCCCAUCAGAACUACCACCAGCUUGGCGCUAUCUUCCAGCUCUAGCCCUGCCAGAUGGAUCACACAACUACCUAUCUGAUACAAUAUAUUUUACUCUACCAGGUUUGACUGAACCUGCUCAUACAGUGUAUGGUAUAUCAUGUUUUCGCCAAAUACCUUUAGAGCAAGUGACUCAAAAAACUGAGGAUAUGACUCGUAGCUCUGUUCAGAAGAGUGUUUGUAUAAUAUGUUGUGUGCCUCUUUUUGGCCGUCUUGCUGUCAAAAUGGAAUUAGUUGUGAGAGCAUGGUUCCUACAGGGCGAUUUCUCUCAAACAAAGCUACUUGAAGAUGCUUUUAAACAUCUUAAUAGUUGUCCUAUACAAAUAGACCAAGCUCUGGAAGGAUUGUCAAUUACAAAGUUAGUAGAAAAUUGGAGGCAUAAGGCUUUAUUGCUUUUUAAACUAUUACUAUUGAGGCGAAAAGUUGUUAUUUAUGGAUCACCUGUUGGGGCUCUAUCAGGAACUUUGUUAACUCUUAUAUCACUAUUACCACGUUGCCUAGAGUAUGGCUUGUCACAAUCUGCAAAUGUUGUUCUAUCAAGGCCAUUGUCACCUAUCCCUUCAGUUCUUCCAGAAAAAAUAGAAAUUGUUGAUACAAAUACAACCAUAGUUAAUGGAACAAGUCAAUUAGAUGAGGAAUUAUCUCCUAAAGAAAGUGGAAAUAUGUUGGAGGAAAAGGAUAGAGUGAGUAGACAAAGUUUUGAUGAGUCUCUAUUGUCAGAUGUGGUUGACAGGCAGGAUCUGUCCUCUGGCAGAGAGAAAUGUCACAGUAUUGGUGAAAAAUAUAAGUCACAGAAACCAGUGUCAGAGGCUCAGCAAAGCCCUACCAUGGCGAGGGACAUGAGUGUCGAUGGCCUUUAUAACUUGACUGGUCAGAUAGAUCAAACAGAGUGUGGAUUUCCAUUGCCACUCUUUGAAGAUGGAUAUAUUUGCUUACCAUACCUGUCUCUGCAGUACUUAGACCUGCUCUCUGAUGCAGCUGUUAAGGGUUUUGUUGUUGGAGCUUCUAAUGUACUUUUUAAACAAAAGAGGCAGCUGUUUGAUGUGUUAGUGGAGCUCAAUGAGAUGAGGAUAGAGACAGCUGACUUGGGUUUGAGGAGACAGCUCACUCUUAGUACGGAAGAUCUUAGGUUUGCUGAUCAUGUAGUUCGUCAUGCCUCCUCACAGGGUGACACCUGGAUACGGGACCAAUUUGCUAGUUACUUAAUUUAUUUAUUGAGAACAUCAUUACUUCCAGAAGGAAGUCGGGAGAUCGAAUCUUACAAUGCGCAGUUCAUGGCGGCAUUCAAAUCGACACCCGCCUAUGAUAAGUGGUUAAAAACUACAAACAAUGCGGACAUUGAGUCUUUCAUGAACCUAACGCCGAUGCAUCCGUUUUCUGGUCAAUUAUCUGUAGCUGAUAUGAAGUUAAAAUUGGCACACACGAUGUCCACGACGGAGGGCGGGCGCAAGGUGUCUGCGGCGGUGGCGAGCACGGGGCGCGCGGUGGCGAGCACGUCGCGCGCGGUGGGCGGCGCCCUGUCGCACGCGCGCGGCGCUCUCUCGGGCUGGUGGAGCGCCCUAACCACGCCCGCGCCGCCCUCCGACACGCCCUCGCUGACCUCCGAGUCGGAGGACAACGACGGGGAAGUGGGGGAGGCGAGGGAGGCAGGGGAGGUGGGGGACAACAGAACGCAGCCCGACGCAGAAGCCGACCCGCCAGACAAGCUCAUAGAAGACGACACCCUCACUAACCUUAGCAAAAUAAGAGUCAUU